Micromonas pusilla CCMP1545 is the source of this 267-nucleotide messenger RNA. RefSeq lists its product as uncharacterized. Gene Ontology annotation, biological process: mRNA splicing, via spliceosome. Gene Ontology annotation, cellular component: Lsm1-7-Pat1 complex; U6 snRNP; U4/U6 x U5 tri-snRNP complex. NCBI's taxonomy places the organism in Eukaryota, Viridiplantae, Chlorophyta, Mamiellophyceae, Mamiellales, Mamiellaceae. The transcript has 2 exons. Gene Ontology annotation, molecular function: RNA binding. The record is from RefSeq and is a predicted model, not a curated record. Bases 1 to 267 code for a protein of 88 amino acids.
AUGGCGACGAACCCUAGUCAGCUGCUCCCCUCGGAGCUCGUCGAUCGUUGCGUGGGCUCGCGCAUCUGGGUGAUCAUGAAGGGAGAGAAGGAGAUGGUCGGGACUCUGCGCGGGUUUGACGUUUACGUGAACAUGGUGUUAGAGGAUGUUAUCGAGUAUGAGAUGACGCCGGAGGGCAAGCGUGUGACCAAGCUCGAUCAGAUCCUCCUGAACGGCAACAACAUCGCGUUGCUCGUGCCUGGGGGGAUGCCGGAUGAAGAGGAGUGA